Messenger RNA from Cyprinus carpio (common carp), 1021 nucleotides. RefSeq lists its product as uncharacterized. The coding region runs from base 3 to 773 and encodes 256 amino acids. NCBI's taxonomy places the organism in Eukaryota, Metazoa, Chordata, Actinopteri, Cypriniformes, Cyprinidae. The transcript has 3 exons. The record is from RefSeq and is a predicted model, not a curated record.
GUAUGUGUGGUGGCAGCGCAGGGCAGUGCCACACGGUUCCCAUCUGCGUACCCUUCCCUCGUCAUCCUAGAGAAGCCGGCUGCUUUCUGAAGCCUGUGCCAGCUGUAGGUGUCGGGGGAAACCUCACUACUGCUGCCAAGAGUCAGAGAUCCUCGGCUGGUCUGGCCGUGCGUGUGUGUGGUUCCCCGGGGCUCAAUGGACGUGUGUACACCUCUGAACUGUACCCUCCGCCACAUCGUCUCGAUGACGGGGACACAGACUGUGACGUGGCCGAUGCAUCCGUUUUUGACUUCUCUUCUGUAACGACCUGUAGCCCAGAUGAAACACUGAAUCGGCUCAGGGGAGCAGAAGCAUGUGAUGAUGAGGAUGAUGAUGAAGAGGACAGCAAGGUUCCAGUUCUCCUCAAACCUUCAUACACUCACAACGCUUCAGCCGUGCAGCCAGGGGGAGGAUUAUGUAUGGCGUGGCAGAUUCCCAGACGGGCUCCUAUUCCUGCUGAGGUUCGCAUUGGGGGGCAAGGAAAAACACUUGCCCCAAAACCACACAGAAUCCCCGCCAGUGCCUUCCGGCCAAUUUGGGACCCGACUUACUCACAGGGUGAUGCAACUCCUGCAAAAGAGAACUCUGUGUCUUUCAGCUCAACCAAUCAGAUCAUUAAUCAGCAGCAAGAGACUGACCAAUCACGAUCUGCAUAUAGAGGGACUGGAGUCCAGCGGGCUGAAGCAGUGUGGCAUGACAGUGAGGACAGCGAAGGACCCUGCAGUACAGUCUGACACAAACUGGUGCAACUAAUCAUACACAGGCAACGUCUCUACUUCAUCCAAUGAAAUAACUGGAAUCUUUUUUAAAAAUCUGAGAUAACAAAUGACAAGUUCUCACUGUGAACUGACAUGAAGAACCAGGUCACAACAGCUAAAUUCAAACAUCUUCCAGCAUGAUGUGAUCUGUCAGACAGAAAUAAACACUUUAAUUUAACAGAAUGCACAUAAACAGAGGAAUAAAAACAUUCAGUAGAAAAUAA